UGCAGACUUUGCCAAGAACAGACCGAGGACGACAACAUGGAGCCAGGCGCCGCUUUGCUGCUGUUGAUCGCAGUUUUGGGGACGAGUUCAGCCCAGUUCUACGGAGACAGCAUCAAUUUCCAGAAGCCUCGGGUGAAUAAAGAUGGAACAGUCCAGGUGACCUUCUACCACAGGCAGAACGGCAGAGGCCACUGCACCAACCAGUCGUCCCUCCGCUGUGUGGAUGGAGCUUGUGUUGGCGUUGAUGCGGUGCUGAUCCAGGAGACAGACAGAACCAGUACUGGUCAGAACCGGUCCUGCCAGACCGAAGGCUACAAGAGCGCCACCGUCUUUGCCAAUCAAACCUCUCUGAGUUUAAGUGUCUCAGGCUGCUGCUGGACAGCUAAUGCUGAGGGAAAAACCAACUGGACCACCCAGGCCGAGCUGGACCUGGGAACCCGAUCGGACUCCCACGCCAUCAACCGCUGCCCUGUGACUACCACUGUGUCCUCUCUACGAAUUCCUCAGAACUGUUUCACCAGAGUCCGUCUCCUGGCGCAUGAUCCAGACGGAGAUAAAGUGAGGUGCCGCUUUGCUGAUGGAGCCAGUGCCCCGACCAACAUCACUCUGGAUGAGGCUGCAUGCACACUGCAAAGCACAGGCCAGGUCCAGGCUGGCGUGCACGUGUUUGAGGUGAUGGUGGAGGACUUCUCCUCCAAAAACAUCACUCUGACCUACAGAGAUGGGACCUCUGCGGUUCGGACCGGCUCUGAUGCAAACGCAGCGCCUCUUUGCAGUGUUAAGCUGCAGUUUGUCAUUGAGGUCCUCCAGGCAGCGAGCUGUGGCACGCUGCCCACGUUUCUGUCCAGGACACCCUCACAUGGAGACAUUCUUCACGCCGCCGUGGGCAAGGCCUUCCACCUUGUCGCAGAAGCAAGGGCUACAUCUCAGAUCACAGACUUCCAGGUCAGCGGCCCCCUCAACAUGAACAAAAGCGUCAGUCUGGGCGCCCAGGCACAGCUGAGUCUGAACUGGACCCCUCAGAGCUCGGACCUCUAUAGAUUUGUCCCAGUCUGCUUCACUGCAGACACACUGAACAACACGCAGUCAGAGAUGAGAUGUGUUGUUGUCAUGGUAACCUCAGCAUCUACUGUUCAAGGCAAUGCCACAGUACAAUGCUCUCCAAACAAGAUGGUGAUUAUCCUGGAAAAAGCUUCCAUGCCUGGUAUUGACGUCAACUUCCUCCAGUUGAUUGACCCGUCUUGCUCCCUCUCGUCCAACGACACUCACAUCAUGGGCGCCAUGUCCUUCAGCACCUGCGGCACAGAACUCGAGGAUAAAGGGGACAACAUGGUUUUCAAAAACCGGAUCAACUCCUUUGUACAGCCCAAUGAGGUCAUUGUCCGAAGAAGGACCAUAAAGAUUGACUUUUCCUGCGAGUUUUCCAAAACCAUCAGCAUCUCCAGCUACUACAACCUCCACAACUCCGACUACAUCUUCACAGAGUCCAGUUUUGGAAGCUUUGGCUACGCCUUCGACAUCUACCGGGACAAUAACUUUACUAACAAGGUGGAGCCCAGUGCCUACCCGGUGCAGGUCAUGCUAAUGGACACGAUUUACAUGGGAAUCCAGGCAAACUCUGAGCUCCCAAACGUGACUGUGUUUGUCGAGUCCUGCAAAGCCACUCCAGACGACAACCCUAACAAUGGCGUCUCUUAUGACCUGAUCAAAAACGGGUGUGUAAAAGAUGAGACACUUAAAAGGUACCCAUCCAAUCAAACUUCUUACAACUUUGAAGUGCAGGCCUUCAAAUUCACUGGAAACUUUGACCAGGUUUACAUCACCUGUUCCGUCAUCUUGUGCGAGGCAAACAAUCCCUUUUCCAGAUGUGCUCAGGGAUGUUUGAAUGAACCCUUCCGUCGACGCAAAAGAGCCCUAAGCAAGGAGACGCGCGGCCAUUACAUCAUCCAGGGACCUCUGCAGUUUGUCAGACCAGCAGCCCCCAUCAUGACGGAAGACAUGCUGGAGCCUGAGAUGAAAAGGAUGGAUGUCCCUGCUGCAGUGAAGCCUCCAGCAGCCGCUUCAGAGAAUAGACCUGACCUCAGAUCCGAAACCAGGUCAGGCAGUCAGGGUUCUGGAGCCAUGGCGGUCCUCUCAUCCAACCUCACCACAGCGGUCUUUGCAACCGCCUUUGUCGUGUCUCUGGUGUUGCUGGCUUUGGUCGUUCGUCACUACAGCAGGAGGAGGACAGCAGAGGACCGCAAAGUUCUCAUCCAAGAAGACGCUCAGACCUAAAGCCGACAGCAACGCUCAUCCUUCCUCCUUCUCAUAUACGUCACCCAACAUGCUUAAAUUCAUUUGUAAUGUUGACAUUAAACUUCAGCAGAAUUUUCUUCAUGCAAGCAGAUCUACUAGAAAGGCUCUGAGAGAUCCAAGCAAAAAGGUUUCAUUCUUACUCUGUUAGAAAAACUAACGUCUGUAUUCUCUGCGCUAUUAUGAAGAGGAGAAGGAGGAGUUUGAUCAUCAAUAAUAUAUGCAUUACUCUUAUAAAUAUAUAUUUCUGUCAGCCUGCAUUUUAUGAAACAUUACAAGCACUGUGAGGGCUUUAAAAGGUGGAACAAUGACUUCUGUCAGAUGGAACGAGAGGGUGAGGACAACCAGGGAAGACGGUGAGAAGUUAGAAGAAUGUUGUUUUUGCAGGCUGGUCAAAGUGUUGUAAAUGGACAGGAUGACAUUCCUGGAGCCGUUCGUCGGCGUCAACAUGUCUGUCUGAUGUCCUGUCACCAAUUCAGGCAGUAAACCACCUGGUUGUGAUCUUGCUGACGUGAAAACAGGAUGUGGCUGCUUUGGUUCGGUUGCUCUCACAACUGGACAGAACAAACGUCUGACCAUCAGUCAGAGAUCCAGACUUCUUCUUAGGGUUUGAUAUCCUCUUAAAUGCUGGGACUCUGGUUUCCUCUCUUUCUUUUUAACAUAUAAUUUGACAGUUAUUUAUAUCAGAUUAUUUUGUUUAUCUAUACAUAAAUUUAAGAGGGCACUAUCAUGACUCUUGACAAAAAAUAAAAUGCCUCUGGGUGUGUUUGUUU
Oryzias latipes (Japanese medaka) is the source of this 3065-nucleotide messenger RNA. RefSeq lists its product as uncharacterized. Lineage: Eukaryota; Metazoa; Chordata; Actinopteri; Beloniformes; Adrianichthyidae. The record is from RefSeq and is a predicted model, not a curated record.